This is a messenger RNA of Drepanopeziza brunnea f. sp. 'multigermtubi' MB_m1, 741 nucleotides long. RefSeq lists its product as uncharacterized. Lineage: Eukaryota; Fungi; Ascomycota; Leotiomycetes; Helotiales; Drepanopezizaceae. Gene Ontology annotation, molecular function: ribosomal large subunit binding. The record is from RefSeq and is a predicted model, not a curated record. Gene Ontology annotation, biological process: cytosolic ribosome assembly; assembly of large subunit precursor of preribosome; maturation of 5.8S rRNA. Gene Ontology annotation, cellular component: preribosome, large subunit precursor; cytosol; nucleolus.
AUGGCGGUCCGCGCUCAAUUCGAAAACUCGAACGACGUUGGCGUGUUCUCGACGCUGACGAAUUCCUACGCGCUGGUAGCGGUUGGCGCGAGCGAGAACUUCUACAGUGUCUUUGAAGCCGAACUCCAGGACGUGAUCCCCAUCUGCCAUGUCACAAUCGCCGGCACGAGGAUUAUCGGCCGCAUGACAGCUGGGAACAGAAAGGGUCUGCUCGUCCCUACCAGCACGACCGACCAGGAGCUGCAGCAUCUGAGGAAUAGUCUGCCGGAUGCGGUGAAGAUACAGAGAAUAGAAGAGCGUCUCUCGGCCCUCGGAAACGUCAUCGUCUGCAAUGACCAUGUUGCCCUCGUACACCCCGAUCUCGAGCGCGAGACGGAAGAGAUAAUCGCAGACGUGCUCGGCGUCGAUGUCUUCCGCCAGACCGUCGCCGACAACGUGCUUGUUGGCUCGUACAUGGCCCUGUCUAACCAAGGCGGCAUCGUGCACCCCAAGACCUCCAUCCUCGACCAAGACGAACUCUCCUCGCUCCUCCAAGUCCCGCUCGUCGCCGGAUCCGUGAACCGGGGCAGCAGUGUGGUAGGUGCCGGCAUGGUGGUGAACGACUGGCUGGCGAUUACGGGAUUGGAUACGACGGCGACGGAGCUGAGCGUGGUCGAGAGUGUUUUUAGGUUAGGGGAGGGACAGGGACCGGGAAAUAUCAAUACGGGGCUGAAAGAUACGAUGGUGGAAUCAUUCUACUGA